CUUCCGAUCAAGAGAUGGUAUAUAUGCCCGCCUAGCAGUUGAUUUCCCAGAUCUUCCUGAUCCUCAAGCAAUGUUUGACAUAGAAUACUUCAGAAAAGAUCCAAGGCCAUUUUUCAAAUUUGCAAAGGUCACAUUGGGAAAAGAUCCAGUGAAGUUGUCCUGGUGAAAUACUGUAGAUCCACCAGCAAAAUCGAUUUUUUCCCCUCAUAUAUCUGCUUGCAUCAUAAAUCUGCCCUGGAUGAGGAGGGGAUUUGGAACAAACUUGAGACAUAGAGAGGAGACAAAGGAGAGAUGUACUAAUUUGAUACUGCACCUAUUUAUGGAGUGUAUCUUACUAUUUUCACAAACCCAUGUCUACCCAAUCAACCUCAGCUUGAGGUUCAAUGUGAAUAAGGACAAUGAUAGACUAAAUUACUUAGGUUUGGGAAACAGUGUAGGUUUUCUCCCCAGCAUAAUGCAUGACUUAGAGGUCAUCAUUAAACUUAGGUGAUAGACGAUUUAGGAUAUAAUUGUGGUAGCAAGCUAUUUAUGUCAUUAAAUUUAUUAUUGCCAUCUCCUCAGGCGGACCUUGGACUGCUUACAAAGUAUACAUUAAAAAAAACACAAAACAAAUGGCCAGACUAAAAAAGUCAUUAAAGCAAAGCAUGACAGCCCCCAUCUCCAAUAUAAUAUUCCCUGGCCUGGUACCAAAGCUAGAUUUUAAGGGCUUUGGUACUUUUAAGAGAAACCCUAGAUGAGAGGCUGUAGUCUGUAUCUGCAGGGAUGCUGUAAUGGCGAUGGGAGGGGGUGUUAUGACAGCAAAGACACAUUUUCUAGAUCCAGUAUGUCAUUUUGAUGCAGAUACUGCAUUAACAUAUUUAGUGCUAAUAUAGAUUGUGCUCUAGACUAUGUUGCCUUUAACAAAGUAGACGCAAUCAUUUUCUGUCCUUCCCAAUCAGCAUUUGCAAUUUGCAAUGUUAAGGGCAUGAUUUUCUACAAUUAAGUUGUAUUGUUUAGUAUAUUUACAGGUCAGUAAUAUUUGAUGGGAGAAUUCUGUUGUCUUUCAGUAAUAUUUCAAAUUUGUAACAUUACUUAAAUAUUAAUUGAAAUUCUGAGGUUUGGAUUAUAUAUGUAGUAUCCUAUUUAUAUCUACUCCAAAAUGUGCUCUAUUAAAUGUGCAGGAUUGUUCUUUUAGUAUUCUGUUCCCAAUAACUAUGGGAAGCUGCAGCAAGACAUGAUUUCCAAACUAUGCUCUCCAACAAUUCAUUUCCCUUACCAAGUCGUAGAUAUGUAAUAGCAAGCAAAAGUGCAUUUGCUGCAUUUUUCAAUAGCAGUCUUUAUUGUAUGUUGAAAUUGUAUAUGCGGUGUCAUGUAACAAUUGCAGAGAUUAUUGACAAGAUCUUGUUUGCGUUUCUUUUGCAGGAAAUAUAUCCUGGACAGUUUCAGCCAUCUCUUUGUCAUAAAUUUAUUGCUUUAAUGGAUAAAGAAAGAAAACUCCUUCGCAAUUAUACUCAGAACAUAGAUACACUGGAACAAGUUGCAGGAAUUCAAAGGAUAAUCCAGUGCCAUGGUUCCUUUGCAACGGCUUCUUGCCUCAUCUGUAAAUACAAGGUUGAUUGUGAAGUUGUACGAGGAGAUAUUUUUAAUCAGGUUGUUCCUAGAUGUCCCAGGUGUUCACCUGAUGAACCCCUUGCUAUCAUGAAGCCAGAAAUAGUAUUCUUUGGUGAAAAUCUACCGGAGCAGUUUCACAGGGCCAUGAAAUAUGACAAAGAUGAAGUUGAUCUUCUUAUUGUUAUUGGGUCUUCACUUAAAGUAAGACCAGUAGCAUUGAUUCCAAGUUCCAUCCCACAUGAUGUGCCUCAGAUUCUAAUUAAUAGGGAACCAUUGCCUCAUCUACACUUCGAUGUCGAGCUUCUUGGUGACUGUGAUGUUAUUAUCAAUGAAUUAUGUCAUAGAUUGGGUGGAGAAUAUUCAAAACUUUGUAAUAGUUCCAUUCAGCUUUCAGAAAUAACAGAGAAACCUCCACGGCCUCACAGAGAGUUUGAAAAACAUUUAACAGAGUUACCACCCACUCCUUUAAACAUUUCUGAAUCUUCUAAUUCAUCUGACAGAAUUCGAUCACAAGAUUCUCAAGUAAUACAUUUAGAGCAUUCUGGUCAAUAUAAAGCAGGAAAUUCUGAUGUUGCUUUGGAAUCAAAAGAAAACUCUAUAGAAGAAAAACCACUAGAAGUCUAUAACUCUUUAGAAAAUUCAGAAAGUACUCAUGGUCAGUUAGAAACUACAGAACAUGUGAAGGAACCUGGAUCUAUUCCAGAAGAAAACAAAGAAAGAAGUGAAAAAAUCUCUGUUGAAACAGUGAGAAAAUGUUGCUUGAAUAGAUGUGCAAAAGAGCAAAUUAGCAAGCGGCUUGAUGGUACUCAAUAUUUGUUUUCACCACCAAAUCGCUAUAUUUUCCAUGGUGCUGAAGUUUAUUCAGACUCUGAAGAUGAUGUCAUCUCCUCCAGCUCUUGUGGAAGUAGCAGCGGUAGUGGAUCAUGUCGGAGCCCAAGCUUAGAUGUAGAAGAGGAGAGUGAACUGGAAGACUAUUACAAUGGCAUAGAAGAGGAGGAGGAGGAAGAGGAGGAGGAGGAGGCAGACAGUCCUGACAGAGAAGAGGAGAAUGGAUUUGAGGAAGAUGGAACUGACCUUCCAGAAUCUGUUGAUGAAUCAAUUUCUAUAAAUCAGACAGUAGAAUUUGACAGUUUAUCAGACAAGUUGUAAGAUAAUUACUGAUUUAUUUCAGGAACUUUUCCACCAGCAUUAGCAAUUUGGGCAUAUUGGAAUGAAUGUGUACUGAAUUCAGAACAAGGCAAACAACAAUGUUUAUAAACAUUAGAGUAGAUUUUCAUGCAUAGUUUUCUAACUUUUCCAAUUGAAUUCUAUAAAGACACACUCAACACUAAUCUUUAUUGCAUUUUAAGUUUUUUAGAAGGUACUAAGUAUCUUUUACUGUCACUACAUUCAUUUUUAUUAAUAUGUGUUGUGUGUGUGUGUGUCCGUAUGUAUUCACACAUAUACAAUAUUUUUGGCUUUAUAAAUUUCACCUUGUGUUAUUUCUGAACCAUUUAAAAAGCCAUCAUAAUAUUAAUAUAUAAAGGGAACAGCUAAUCUAGACCAAAGAAUGGUAUUGUUCAUACCUCUCUUGUUUUGCAUCCUUUCAGUUUAUUUAUGUCUCCUUAGUCUGCUGCUGCAAGAAUAUGUUGUUAAAUAUGAAGAUUUUCCCCAAAUGCCUAUGGCAGCUGUUUUCUGAACUCUUCAUGUUGGGUAUAUUUGCAUGCAAUCAUAUUAGAAGUUAAUUAGACAUCAGUGAGCAUCUGAAAAUUCCUUAGAUUACUAGAAAAUAGCAUUUUAAAAAACUAUUUAAAUAAAUGAAAAUGCUAUUUUUAAAACAAAAGCUAAAAUAAAGCAACUUUCUGUAGAUACAUAAUAAUGCUUAUUGGCUUCCAAAAUUACAGGAAGAAAGUAUUAGAUAAGAAAUCAUUAACCCUGUUAACAUGAGUAUUUAGUGCAGGAAGUUGGUAUAUAAAACAAUGUAUAAAAUCUUUGUGUACACUGCCAAGAUGUGAAUAUUUAAGUGUUGGAAGGUGUAUAUAUAUUCAGGAUAUAGAUGGAAUUUUUGCCCAAGAACAAAAGUGUUUCUAUACUUUUCAGUACUUUUAUACAAACAUUUAAUGAGAGCUACUCAUGCAUCCAGUAAAACAGAAAAUUCAAUUUCACCUUAACUUUAAAGUAUGCUGCUUAAAGGCUUCUGUUCAGAGAACCUCACCACUCCUUGAUAGAUUGAUGUAGAAAAGGCAGCAACUGAAAGGAGUUCCAAAGCUGCUUCAAAACUGCCUCUUGAAAUAGAUGUGUCAAAUGUUACCGCUGUAGAUUGUCUCAAUCCUUUGUGCUUCAUUUGAUCCUAGCUUUUUAAUUUCUUCUUGAAACCACUUUUCAGCUGUAUCCGUAGUUACACCAGUUGCCAAUAAUUCUUUUGCAUUUCUUUAAUAUUCCAUUUUGAAAUAUGUAUAGAGCUGUUCUUUUCAGUCAGUACAUCCAAUUUGUAACACGGCAUAAUGAAGUGUUAAAAAUGGCAUUUUGUGUUCAUUUGAAAUGUUGGCAUGUUUUCUUGUUGUCCAAGUUAUAAAUAGAACUUGAACAACUACACUUAAAGAAUGCAAUAUGUUUAGCUUGGCAUGCAUGUCAAACUGUAUUUGUGCUAUAGGAGAUAUUUUAAAUGGAAAUAUUUUGUUUUAAAUUAUUUUUACAGUGUGGAUUAUUUUCUGCUUUUAUAUUGUAUAUAGUGUCUUUUAUGUAACCAACUGGCAGAUGUUUUGUAGAAGAUUGUUUAAAUUGACAUAGCUCUCUUCCUGCAACUUUUGAAAUACAAAACCAGUGUUUUAUAC
Messenger RNA from Notechis scutatus (mainland tiger snake), 4403 nucleotides. NCBI's taxonomy places the organism in Eukaryota, Metazoa, Chordata, Lepidosauria, Squamata, Elapidae. The record is from RefSeq and is a predicted model, not a curated record.